Messenger RNA from Lingula anatina, 2778 nucleotides. RefSeq names its product CLK4-associating serine/arginine rich protein. The record is from RefSeq and is a predicted model, not a curated record. NCBI's taxonomy places the organism in Eukaryota, Metazoa, Brachiopoda, Lingulata, Lingulida, Lingulidae.
CGGAGAAACCAUCAUGGCGGGGCCACGAGAAGUCGGCUUUGGCUGACAAAUUGCUAUCCAUUAGAAGCAUAAUUUACUUGACGAUUCAGGUUACUGUUCCAUCAGUUAAGUGUAUAGUUCCAUCACCGAGCAGGCAAGUAGAUUAAGAAAAAUGUGGCAUGAAGCAAGAAAACAAGAAAAGAAGAUCAGGGGGUUGAUGGUGGAUUACAGAAAGAGGGCAGAAAGAAGAAGAGAAUAUUAUGAAAAAAUUAAAGCAGAUCCUACAAUCUUCCUUCGUGUGUAUGGAAGACCUGUAAAGAUACAUUUAGAGCCAGCAGUGGCAUAUGCCGCAGAGAGCCCACAGAGCAUGAUGCCAUGGCAGGGGGACCAAAAUAAUCUCAUUGACAGAUUUGAUGUUCGUGCUCAUUUGGACAUAAUUCCUCAUGUUAUUCGAGAAGAAUCCCCAGAACCUUCAAUCCCAGAAGAUGAGGAAGAACGGUCCUGUAAUUAUGAAAGAUAUAGAACCAUGGUGCAAAAUGAAUGUUCAGGCUUGACAGAGGAGCAGUGUUUACAGCAGAUUGCUAUUGAAGAGCAAUUUUAUGAUGUACAGAUUACUCAGCAAAGGAAGGGGCUGACUGAAGAAGAGAAAAAAAGCAAUCCUAAGAAGGCAGCAAUUGGUUACACAUAUGAAGAUGCUCCACCUCCACCAGAAGAAGAGGAAAACAGUGAUCAAGAAAGUGACAUAUCAGUAGAUCCAGAGGAUCAAGAUUUAGAUAUAGCACUUGAUGUGAAUUCUUUAACUCCUGACCAGAUACAACUCCUGAACAAGUGUGCUGCUACCUAUGGCAUGCAGACUGAUGAUUUCAUAGAAAUGUUAAUGAAAGAUAAGGAUGAAGAAGAAGAAUUGAAAAUGGCAAAACUUUUAGAAGAAGAGAAAGCACAAUUUUCAGGUAGAAAAUCACGCAGAGAAAGAAGAGCAUUUAAAGAGAAAAAACUUAAGGACAGAAAAUUUAGUCCUCCUAGUUACGCGGCUAGGAAAAGUCCAACAUAUGAGGCAAUGAGGUCAUCUUCAUCACGCUCAAGGUCAAGGUCACCAGAUGCAAGUCCCAAAAUGACCUUUAUCACCAGUUUUGGGGGUGGUAGUUCAGAUGAAGAGACAGGACCAAAGGUGCAAGGACCGAGUCUCCCUCCUCUAUUAACUUCUGAAUCACGGGGACCCUCGUGGCCCGACAAGCCUAGGUUGAAAAAAAGUACAUCAAAAUCACCAACUAAAUCAAGAAGGAUCAGGUCAGACAGCAGAUCUCGAUCAAGAUCAAGAUUCACGUCUAGCAGCAGAAGUUCCAAAAGCAGAUCUAGAAGUAGGUCAAGAAAAAGUUCUAGAUCAAGGUCUUCUAGAAGUCGGAGUAGAUCCUCCAGAUCCUCAAGGUCAAGGUCGAAAUCUAGGUAUCACAGAUCUAGAUCAAGGUCAAGAUCAAGAAGGAAGAGGGCUUCCUCUUCAAGGUCAAGGUCUAGAUCUUCCUCCCCAACUAAGAAAAAGGUCCAAAAGCCAGUGAUUAAAAGUUAUAGACGCCCAAGUCUUUCUUCCAAUGACAGUAUUGGAUCAGACACAGAAAAAGAAGAGAAAAGUGAAAAAGAUGACAAGGGUUACAAGAAAAGGUUGGAACCAAUAAUAGGGGAUGGUAAAAGUGCAGCUGCAUCCAAAUUUCAGACAAACCUUACCCCACAAGAAAAGUUGAAAAGGAAGAUGCAGGCAGCUUUAAACAAACAAUACAAAGCAGACAAAAAAGCUGAAGCACAGAAGCAAGAAAAGCAGGUUCAAGAACAAAUGAAUCGAGAAGAUGAGAUUCGUGCAAGAAUGAUAGAAUUGCGACGCAAAGAAAGGGAGAGACGCCAUAGAGAACGGGAAGUAGAAGAAAAGCAUAGUAAAUCGAGCAGAUGGGAUCGAAACUGGAGUCGAAGUCGCAGUAGGUCAAGGUCAAGAUCCAGAUCCCAGUCUAAAUCACACCAAAGAAAUCGGAAACAUAGAAGAUCAAGAUCGCGGUCAUCACCUAAACCAAGAUCUGGUUCCAGAGCACAGCGAAGUGAAAAACGUUAUGGAAGAGAGUCACGUUAUUAGAUUAAGACUUUUAAGUAGAUUUGUUGGCAUAAAUUGUAACAAAGGUCCUAAUUUAAUUACAAACAUUUAUUUUUCCAGUCAAAUAUAUUUCAUACAGUGUAAGACAAAAAUCAAAUAACUUGUUACAAAUGUCGAAAUAAUCUAGAUAAUUCAACAAUACAGGUAAAAGAUUCCUCAAAUUAAAAAAGAGAUAAAGGAGAAUGCCGGGUAUAAAUUUUCAAAAAAUCUGGACAUUAAUUAUUGACAAGCAAGAAUUGACACUUUAAUUGGUUAAAAGCUCUUUCAUAUCUUACAGCUAGUAAAUUAACUUUUUUGAUUGAAGCACUUCAACCCACUAAAUUAUGAACUAUACACACAUUGUGAGUCAGAUUAUACAGAAAUAAAUUGACAGUGUUAAUGUUAAAUACAAGGUGGAAUGUAUCCCAGUUUGUAAGUGUACCCAUGUGCAGACAAAAAAAUGUCUGGAAUUGAAGAAAUAAAGGCAAUAUUAUUUAAGGUGUAAGAUAUGUCAAUGUUAAUAAAGAGGGUGCAACUUCCGUCUUCAUAUCUAAGAAGCAAGUUGGAAAGUCACGAAUGAAAUGUGUCAAUGGACUUAUUUUUAGAAUUCCAAAAGUCUUGUUAAAAUGCCAAUUAGUAAAGCAAUAUUGCAGUAAUUAUAUUAUGAGUUUUGUUAAGCAUUUCAG